AAAGUACGACUCUUGGCCGAUUUUAAACGAAGCGGCGGGAACAUUUGGCAGCUGUCAAAAUUCUCCGUGUAUAGACUAUGGUGUGAAAAUAUAUUUGUGUUGUGUCUGAGUUUAAAUACGUGACAUUGUUACAUAAAUAUUUUCGAAAUAAAAGCCUGAAUAACUCGGUCAUUUACUGAGGUUUCUGCGCAUACGCACAUCGCGUAACGUCAUAGAAGUCACAGAAGUCAGUUCGCGACCGACCGCCGGCGAAGGAGGACGCUGCGCCCGGUGGAAUUGUCAAUUUAAAUUGAUCAACAACUAAAUGGAACGGUUUUAGUGUGUGUGUGGUGCCGUGUGAUAUUGUGUUUAUUGAAGAUUUGUGGACAAUCAAAAUGCAGGGCCGUGACAAAUUAUGCGCUAAGCUCACGAGCGCAUUCCUCAGAAAGUGGUGGUUCGUGUUGGCGUCCGCAGUGGUGCUGCUCCUCCUCGGCGUCAUAUGCGCGAUAUUCUUCGGGACCUGGGUCCGGAUGUUCAUUGAUCAUGAGCUGGUGCUCCGCCCUGGCUCGAUGACGUUCGAGUGGUGGGCGCGACCGCCCGUGCGACCGUUCGUCCGCGUGUACGUCUACAACGUCACGAACGCCGACGAGUUCCUCAACAACGGCUCCAAGCCGGUGCUGGACGAGCUGGGACCAUAUGUUUACUCCGAGGAGUGGGAGAAGGUGAACAUAACGGACAACGAGAACGGGACGCUGUCGUUCCACUACAAGCGCACGUACACGUUCAUGCCGGAGCUCAGCGCCGGACCCGACGACGACUCGGUCGUCGUGCCAAAUAUACCCAUGCUGAGCGCAACCUCCCAAUCCAAAAACGCGGCACGUUUCCUCCGCCUCGCGAUGGCCUCCAUCAUGGACAUCCUCAAGAUCAAACCGUUCGUCGAGGUGUCGGUCGGACAACUGCUCUGGGGGUACGAGGACCCGCUCCUGAAGCUGGCUAAGGAUGUCGUACCGAAGGAACAGAAGUUGCCAUACGAGGAGUUCGGUCUCUUCUACGGGAAAAACGGCACCUCUCCCGAUGAGGUGACCAUGUUCAGUGGCGCAUCAGACAUCACCAAGUACGGUAUCUUCGAGCGGUACAACUACAGAGAGCGUCUUCCUCACUGGACCACCGACGAGUGCAACAGCAUCUCCGGCUCCGACGGUUCCAUCUUCCCUCCUCACAUCACUAGGAACGACAGUCUGGCGGUUUACGAUAAGGACCUCUGCAGACUUUUACCUCUCAGAUAUCUGAAGGACGUGGAGUCGGCGGCGGGCGUGCAGGGCUUCAGGUUCACUCCGCCCGAGGACGUGUUCGCUAACGACGAACACAACAAGUGCUUCUGCCCCGCGGGCCCGCCGUGCGCGCCCAACGGACUCUUCAACGUGUCCCUGUGUCAAUACGACUCCCCCAUAAUGCUCUCGUUCCCCCACUUCUACCUCGCCGACCCUCGCCUGCGAGACGCGGUGGAGGGCGUCUCCCCGCCGGACCCGGAGGCGCACCGCCUGUACAUCGACGUCCAGCCCGAGAUGGGCACGGCGCUGCGGGCCCGCGCGCGCAUCCAGAUCAACCUGGCCGUGUCGCAGGUCGUCGACAUCAAGCAGGUCGCCAACUUCCCCGACAUCGUGUUCCCCAUCCUGUGGUUCGAGGAGGGCAUCGACGAGCUGCCCGAGGCGGUGUCGUCCAUGCUGCGGCUGGCGACGGCGCUGCCGCCCGUGGCGCGCGCGGCGCUGGGCUGGGGGCUGUCGGCGCUCGGCCUGCUGCUCAUCCUGCUGGCCGUCACCUGCCUCAUACGGUCGUCCCACCGGCAGAGCACCCUGAGACUGGAGGGUCACGCGGUCGCCAAGCCGCCCCCGGCGAAGACCCCGAGCAAGGAGAACGGAUACGAGUUGAACAACCGGAGAUAACGUGUGAGGAGCCGCACGUCGGACGCGCUCGUGUGGAACUGUUUUGCCGACGCUACUUCUCCCGUUCAAUAGAAACCUUCCACGAGUGAAUGGCGAAACUCUAAAGCUACAAAACAGUUACGCACCACAUCGCAGCGUAAAGAAUAUAGAUUAAAAAGAUUUAUAUCAAAUUCUAUGUAUAAAAAUACUACCGUUAAUUGUGACACGAACGACUUCUUCUUAAAUAGGAUUCUAAAAUUGAAUGCGAUUGAAAAUCGGCGGGAAAAAUGACAUUUUAUUUUCUUUUAGCAUUUUUACUCGUUAAGGAACCACCUUUUAAUAUAAAUAUCAUUAGCUUUUUGUUUAAGUUAUCUUCCGACGAAUGUGAUAAUUCAAAUUUAAGAUUCGAACAAAUUAUUAAUUUUUUUUGUAGUUUUAAAAUUGACAUUCGGAAAAUUAUGACUGUAUUUUUAAUCUGUAAAUAUUUUUAUCUUCGAUCGGGCUUCGGGUUGCCAUUAUGAAAAAUCUCUUCGGUUUUAAGGCAGGUAGCACGUGGACAUCCGGAGCGGAACGCGUCAUCUACACGCUUUGGU
Messenger RNA from Vanessa atalanta (red admiral), 2494 nucleotides. It is a transcript of the gene emp, whose product is annotated as scavenger receptor class B member 1. Bases 375 to 1922 code for a protein of 515 amino acids. NCBI's taxonomy places the organism in Eukaryota, Metazoa, Arthropoda, Insecta, Lepidoptera, Nymphalidae. Gene Ontology annotation, molecular function: scavenger receptor activity. The record is from RefSeq and is a predicted model, not a curated record. Gene Ontology annotation, cellular component: lysosome; membrane; cytoplasm. The transcript is spliced from 12 exons.